Messenger RNA from Ostrinia furnacalis (Asian corn borer), 533 nucleotides. RefSeq lists its product as uncharacterized. Bases 170 to 532 code for a protein of 120 amino acids. Lineage: Eukaryota; Metazoa; Arthropoda; Insecta; Lepidoptera; Crambidae. The record is from RefSeq and is a predicted model, not a curated record. The transcript is spliced from 3 exons.
AAUACAUGCCAAGAGCUUCCUCGUUGUGGAUAAAAAAAACUUCCCGUUUUUACGUUCAAUUUGAUCAAAGCUACUUUGUAAAGUUUUUGAGAUAUGUUGAGAUGUUUUACUAAAUGUCUUUUGAAAUCCUUGAGGACCUAUCUGAAUUUUUUCCUCGAUUUCUGACGUCAUGGUGUUUGACACUGAUCAUGGGUCAACAGAAUCAGAAGCCAUCAGGAGUUCAGCGGGCGAUGAGCGCGGCAGUGAAGGCAACAGUGACGGUGACGUCACAGCCGACGCCCCAGUGUCCGGGGCUUCUGUGUCGAGCUCACCGCCGAAUGACACUAAAAUGUCCAUGGAGGACAAGCGCUCCCGCCUGUUCAGAAGCGCGACGAGCGGAGGCAACCUGACCCCGGGCUCCGGCGGGCGCAAGAAGAACUCCCUGGUGUCGGCGGCGGAGCGCCCGCUGUCGGCGCACGAGCUGCCCGCGCAGAGCCCCACCGCGCUGGAGGUAAACACACAUGUAGGACUUGACAACUUUACUAUUUUAUAAC